Molecule: messenger RNA, 2412 nt
Organism: Caenorhabditis elegans
Lineage: Eukaryota; Metazoa; Nematoda; Chromadorea; Rhabditida; Rhabditidae
Gene: pfk-1.2
Product: ATP-dependent 6-phosphofructokinase 2
Exons: 8
Coding region: 31-2301 (756 amino acids)
Biological process (GO): fructose 6-phosphate metabolic process; glycolytic process
Cellular component (GO): cytoplasm
Molecular function (GO): 6-phosphofructokinase activity; ATP binding
Source: RefSeq, marked reviewed
AUCAUCAUAAAUAACGUUGAAAAUCAAUCAAUGGAGCAGAAGUUUAAAAAAGGAAAGGACCAUGGAGUUGGAGUGCUGACUAGUGGCGGCGAUUCACAAGGAAUGAAUGCAGCAGUACGAUCAGUUGUCAGAGAAACGAUUCGUCAAGGACAUAGGUGCUACUUGAUUCGUGAAGGAUAUAAUGGACUGAUUAAUGGCAACAUCGAACUUGCAAAAUGGGCCCACGUCGCAAAUGUGACACAUCUUGGUGGAAGCAUGAUUGGAACGUCUCGAUGUGAUGAAUUUCGCACUACUGACGGACGCAAAAAGGCUGCAGCAAUCAUGUUCGAUAAAAGAAUCUUCCAUCUUAUUGUUAUCGGUGGAGAUGGAUCUUUGAUGGGGGCACAGAAGCUGAAAGAAGAGUGGGGAAGAUUUGGAGAGGAGCUGUUCGCCGAGGGCAAAAUAACUGAAGAGGUUGCAAAUGAAGGACGAGAACUUCAUUUGGCUGGAAUUGUUGGAUCAAUCGACAAUGAUUGUAUUGAAUCCGACAAAUCAAUUGGUUCAGAUACAGCAUUGCAUCGAAUCUGUGAAGCCAUUGAUGGUCUUGUUAUGACUGCACAGUCUCAUCAGAGAGUUUUCGUUGUUGAAGUUAUGGGAAGACAUUGUGGAUAUCUAGCUUUGACUGCAGCGAUUGCUGUUGAAGCGGAUUACGUCUUUUAUCCAGAAAUCCCGCCUGAUGAAAAAUGGCCUGAACAGCUGUGCCAUCAACUUGGAUCAGUGAGAAAGAUGGGUAAACGACAAAAUGUGAUCAUUUUGGGAGAAGGUGUCACUAAUAGCAAAGGUCAAAGGAUUGAUGUGAGGCAAGUGAAGGAAGAGAUUGAGACACGUCUCCAGCUUGAAGUUCGCAUUGCCACACUGGGACAUUUGCAAAGAGGUGGAGCUCCAUCGUUUCUCGACAGACUCAUCGGAUUGAGAAUGGGAUAUGAGGCUGUACAGGAAGUUCUGAAAGGAAAAGAAGAGAAAGAGGGUGCAGUUGUUACGGGUCAGAAAACAAUUGCCAAAGUGAUGUGCCUUCGUGGACACAAUAUCCAGAGAAACGAAUUGUCACGUGUCAUUCGUCAGACAGAAACUGCCAACGAGGAGAUUAUGCAAAGACAUUCAGAUUUGGCUUGUCGUCUCCGUGGAUUUGGUUUUCUUGACAAACAGACUUACCUCAAUUUCGUUUCCAUUCCACUAUCCACAACUAUGCCAAGUCGUACCAAAACGUUUGCUGUUGUUCACAUUGGAUCACCAUGUGCCGGAAUGAAUGCAGCAACAUAUUCAUUCACUAGAAUGGCUAAUCACUCUGGAAUCCAAGUCAUCGGAAUCAAACACGGAUGGGAUGGUCUUAAAAAUAAAGACGUCAAACUUCUCACAUGGGCAAACGUGCAGGGUUGGGCACAAUUUGGAGGUAGCAUGCUUGGAACAAAAAGACAGUUACCAUCUGAAAUGGAUUUGAUUGCUGAAGGACUCAAUUCAAAUAAUGUUGAUGGACUUGUGAUUAUUGGCGGAUUUAUGGCAUUUGAAUCUGCAUUGAUUUUACAACAAAAUCGAAGCGAAUACACUUGCCUCAGCAUUCCGAUUGUUGUCAUCCCAGCUACAAUUUCAAACAACUGUCCAGGAACUUGCAUGUCUCUUGGAGUAGAUACUGCCCUCAAUGAGAUCUGUCGACAGGUGGACAAUAUCAGUCAGAAUGCAAUCGGGAGCAAGAACAAGGUGAUGAUAAUUGAAACAAUGGGAUCACGCUCUGGAUUUCUUGCCACUAUGACAGCUCUUUCUACUGGAUCCCAGUUUGCACUUAUCAGACAAGUUGAAACAAAUGAGAAAGAUCUAGAAAAGUUGGCGAUUGAAACUAAAGAGCGGCUGGAUUCAGGGAACCUUGAGAAGUUCUUGUUGAUUCGUUCAGAAGGUGCAAGUGACGAAAUAUAUUCUCCGGAUGUUAAGAAGAUAUUUGACAAAGUGAUGAAGAAUAAGUAUGGAGUUCGUAUUACUAACCUUGGAUAUAGUCAACUCGGUGGACAUCCGUCCUGUUUCGAUCGCCAAAUGGGAAUUCGAAUGGGAGUUCGUGCGUUCGAAGGAAUCGUGAACCCUGUAAAAAUGGGAGAUAGGGAUUGCUGUGUCAUUGGAUUGAGAGGAAGCAGUCUGAGAUAUGUUCCUGUUCAAGGACUCGGCAAGAAAGUGUGCUUCGAGCAUGGAGUUCCACAUAACAUGUGGUGGUUGGAUUUGCAUCCCCUUGUUGAAGCAAUGACCAAAAAGCCACAAGAAGCCGUCUUGUCCAGUUAAAGCGUCAGUGCACCUUUCGUCCCUCGAAAUAUUUCCUAUAAAUAUCAGUGAUCUAUUUUAUCGUGUAAAAAGGAAAUAAAGCUUUUAAAAUACAGACUUGUGAACGCUCAA